CCAUACGGAAGUGGGCUUUGGCGCACCGGAAGCCACCGAAAGAGAGGUAUGGCGGGCUUGUCUGUGAGAGACCCUGCGGUGGAUCGUUCUCUACGUUCUGUGUUCGUGGGGAACAUUCCUUAUGAAGCUACUGAAGAGCAGUUGAAGGACAUUUUUUCUGAGGUUGGACCUGUUGUUAGUUUCAGAUUGGUAUAUGACAGGGAGACAGGAAAGCCAAAGGGUUAUGGCUUCUGUGAAUACCAAGACCAAGAGACGGCCCUUAGUGCCAUGCGGAACCUGAAUGGGCGCGAAUUCAGUGGGAGAGCACUUCGAGUGGACAAUGCUGCCAGUGAAAAGAACAAAGAAGAGCUGAAGAGCCUUGGCACUGGUGCCCCUGUCAUUGAGUCACCUUAUGGAGAGACCAUCAGUCCUGAGGAUGCCCCUGAGUCCAUUAGCAAAGCAGUUGCCAGUCUUCCACCAGAGCAGAUGUUUGAGCUGAUGAAACAAAUGAAGCUUUGUGUCCAGAAUAGCCCUCAGGAAGCACGGAACAUGUUGCUUCAGAACCCUCAAUUGGCUUAUGCUUUGCUGCAAGCACAGGUAGUGAUGAGAAUUGUGGAUCCAGAGAUUGCCCUGAAAAUUCUGCAUCGCCAGACAAAUAUCCCAACGCUGAUUGCAGGCAACCCUCAGCCAGUCCAUGGUGCUGGGCCUGGCUCAGGAUCCAAUGUGUCCAUGAACCAGCAGAAUCCUCAGGCCCCUCAGGCCCAGUCUUUGGGUGGAAUGCACGUCAAUGGCGCACCUCCUCUGAUGCAAGCUUCUAUGCAGGGUGGAGUUCCAGCACCAGGGCAAAUGCCAGCUGCUGUCACAGGACCUGGCCCUGGUUCCUUAGGUCCUGGAGGAGGAAUGCAGACCCAGGUUGGAAUGCCAGGAAGUGGACCGGUGUCCAUGGAACGGGGACAAGGAACCCUACAGCACUCGCCCGUGGGACCCGCCGGGCCUGCAUCAAUUGAGCGAGUUCAAGUGCCGAUGCAAGACCCCAGAGCAGCUAUGCAGCGGGGAUCCUUGCCUGCCAACGUCCCAACUCCUCGAGGUCUGUUAGGAGAUGCUCCAAAUGAUCCACGGGGAGGCACUUUACUUUCUGUAACUGGAGAGGUAGAACCUAGAGGUUACCUGGGACCACCUCAUCAGGGUCCACCCAUGCACCAUGUCCCUGGCCAUGAGAGCCGUGGACCACCCCCACAUGAAAUGAGGGGUGGUCCAUUAGCUGAGCCCAGACCUCUAAUGGCAGAACCAAGAGGACCCAUGCUAGAUCAGAGGGGUCCACCCUUGGAUGGCAGAGGUGGGAGAGAUCCCCGAGGAAUAGAUGCACGAGGGAUGGAGGCCCGAGCCAUGGAAGCAAGAGGAUUAGAUGCCAGAGGAUUGGAGGCCCGUGCGAUGGAAGCCCGGGCGAUGGAAGCUCGUGCAAUGGAGGCCCGAGCAAUGGAGGCCCGUGCAAUGGAAGCCAGAGGCAUGGAUACCAGGGGCCCGGUGCCUGGCCCUAGAGGACCUAUACCUAGUGGAAUCCAGGGUCCCAGUCCAAUUAACAUGGGGGCAGUUGGCCCCCAGGGAUCCAGACAGGUCCCAGUCAUGCAGGGAACAGGCAUGCAAGGAGCGAGUAUGCAGGGUGGAAGCCAGCCUGGUGGCUUUAGUCCUGGGCAGAAUCAAGUCACUCCACAGGAUCAUGAGAAGGCUGCUUUGAUUAUGCAGGUUCUACAACUAACUGCAGACCAGAUUGCCAUGCUGCCUCCUGAGCAAAGGCAGAGUAUCCUGAUCUUAAAGGAACAAAUACAGAAAUCCACUGGAGCACCUUGAAAGGUUUUUGAAAAUACCUGGCAAGAAUCUGGAAAUUAACUCCAUAACUUUGAUGACAUGCUGAAAAAAGAUGACUUCUGCAUCCUAACCCUUGAGUGACUCAAAUCAGUGCCAGGUGGAGGACUCCCAUCACCUUCUCUCAGAACAAAAUCAGUUCAUUUUGUUGUCGUAGUUUGUAUAUUUUCUGUGACUUGAAAUAAACUUUGAACACAAUUUUAGUACACUGCAAA
This is a messenger RNA of Propithecus coquereli (Coquerel's sifaka), 2057 nucleotides long. RefSeq names its product cleavage stimulation factor, 3' pre-RNA, subunit 2, 64kDa (gene CSTF2). The record is from RefSeq and is a predicted model, not a curated record. Gene Ontology annotation, biological process: mRNA 3'-end processing. Gene Ontology annotation, cellular component: mRNA cleavage and polyadenylation specificity factor complex. The transcript is spliced from 15 exons. The coding region runs from base 49 to 1827 and encodes 592 amino acids. Gene Ontology annotation, molecular function: mRNA binding. NCBI's taxonomy places the organism in Eukaryota, Metazoa, Chordata, Mammalia, Primates, Indriidae.